Molecule: messenger RNA, 25638 nt
Organism: Motacilla alba alba
Lineage: Eukaryota; Metazoa; Chordata; Aves; Passeriformes; Motacillidae
Product: OTU domain-containing protein 7A-like
Exons: 16
Coding region: 13467-16304 (945 amino acids)
Biological process (GO): protein K11-linked deubiquitination; protein K63-linked deubiquitination; protein K48-linked deubiquitination
Cellular component (GO): cytoplasm; nucleus
Molecular function (GO): DNA binding; K63-linked polyubiquitin modification-dependent protein binding; zinc ion binding
Source: RefSeq, a predicted model, not a curated record
CUAGUUCAAGGGUUCAGCAGUGACCAUUGCUGAAAACCUCACUCCAGCAGUGCUCGUCCAUAGGAAACCUUAUAUGCUUACAAUCAGCCAGCUGAAUUGCACCUUAUCUGUAAUUGUAAGUAACCUGCUCUAUGUGACCUGUCCAAGUCAGGUAGCACUGCAGCAUUUUUGGAUGGGGAUGCUUACAGCCUCAACUGAGUCUGACCAGUGCCUGCUAGGUCAAGGGAAGCAUUGCUCAGGUAGAUUUUGAGUCUGCAAGCUGUUCCAUUUGUCUGUGCAUUUGGAAUAUGGACGUCCAUGGGGGACAGGAUUACCAAUGGAGUAAAUCUUGGCCCUCUCCAAGUACAAAUUUCUGUGUUAUUACUCUUUGCUUUCUUCAUUUGUUCAGGGACAAAUGUCUUCAUUGAGCUCCCAGACAGUUCUUUGCUAUUUUGUUUGGAAAUAAUUUGCAAACCUUUGUUAGGAAAGCAAACUGAGACAGGAAAUGUAGCUAAAACCAUGAGGGUGCAGGUACUGGGUUGGGUUGUAAAAGCUCUGCUUAGACAGCUUCUCUGGUGGAAGUCCAUAAGAAUGUACACAAAUUCAGCAAAAACCUUGUUUCAGGUUAUAGUUUUGAAGUAGAAGUUAUUUUCUGGGUCCUCUGGAGACAUUGAAAUAUUUUAGGGAAGAAUUGGUUGCAGUUUAGUUCAGUUUUUCCCAAGACAUCUCUUUAAUGUUUAUUCCUUAGAUAACACCCCUCUGCUCAGGUCACAACGCAGGGAGUCAGUGGUUCAGUAUCUUUGGCUAAUUCUAUUUAUAAUGUUUGUUUUGUCCCUCCAAGGAGGUCAUAUAAUUAAAAUUAUGAUUUCUUCUUGAUGUCUCAGAUGGAACAUGCAGUUGUAGAAGCAGAAUAUUGUUUUUACUGCGGUAUUGACAGUAUUCAUAAAAGUCUGUGGUACACAGAUGUACACUGCUAAGCUAAUCUAGACAACAAAUCCCUUAUGAAAGAUGGUAGGGUUUUUUCCCUUCUCCCACAAGAAUUGCCUUCCUGUGGUUGGGAAAUGUUUUUAUAAGGGAAAUAGGGAUGGGUAAUCUGAAUAGGGAGCUCACUCUGUCUUGGAAUAUUGGUCAGUAUCUGCUUCAGCAAUAAAAUAACAUUUAGCUAGACUGAGAAUUUCCAAAGGGUCUGGAGAAUAUUGACAGCCUUGCAUUAUUUAUUUUUGAGGAUGAAGCUAUAGAGAAAAAGUGGUUUUAUUUUCUUCUCUUGGUAAGCACACACAAAAGCUUCUAAAUUUUAGGGAAAUUAAAACCAAUAAAUUAACAUUUUAAUAUUUUUUAAUCUCUGUUCUGAAGAUUUUGAUAUCCCUAGAAUGAUAAUUCUUCCCUCCUGAAGCCAGUGUCAGAAUGACCAGUUCUAAGAAAAGUUCAGCCCCUAACAAAGAAGGGAAUUCUGUCCUGCUCCAGUGAUUUGUUCUCUGUGGGUUUGGAACUUGUGUGAGGUUGGUUUUUGUCUGGGUGCUUUGUGGGGCCAUUGGAGGAUUACCUGGGAAUUCCUGUAGUGACUCUAAUCAAGCCAUGGGACAUUCAGUUAGAGUCACAGUUCCUCUGGAGAUGCAGAGAAGUCCUAGAUGUGUGUUCAACUCAGAUGCACCAUGAGUGCGUAGGAGGAGAGUUUUGCACAUGGCAGAGAAAUCCAGCUUGCCUAAGACAGAGAACUUGGCAUCCUGUCUGACCUAAAUACUCAGUUUGUUUUCUGACAGAAAAUCAUAAAUGGCAAUGCAAGAUGUAAUUAAAGCUUUCUUCCCAUAUUCAAUUUCCAGUGUAUCAGCUUCUGGAGGACCUAAGUAGAGAUAAUGGGGGUGGGGAAGGGACCACACUGCAGUAGGCAACAGAUGGACCAAGCCAGUCUUUACCCUGUUACAUGACUAAUUGCAGAGCUAUGAUUUAGAGAUGGAAAAAUGUGCAUGUUAAUCUAGAAACCUUUUUUGUCUGGAAAAACCUCCACAGAUUCUUGAGAAGCACAGUGCAAAUCAUGAGGACAAUUUGGGAUUCCUGUUCUAGGUUUUUUGUUCUGAAAGACUUGGUCUGCCCUGAGCAUCAGGAAAAUCUGGCUACCCUAUUCAAGGUGUAUCUCAGCUGGCUCUUUGCUGAAGCUAUUUAUGGCUUUUGUAAAUGUUAUUGCAAUGAUAAUCUACAGUGUGUUCUCACAUCUGCUCGAGUGUUGAUUAGUUUAUUGUUUUAUGUAGUGUAUUAAAAGCUUUUCUGUUCCAUUUGAACUGUAAUUCAAUCCUUAGGAUGCCCCACAUGUAAGGCAGAGUUACAGAGCAGGAGGUUAGGAUCUGGUAUCCCUUUCCUGCUGUGUUGCUGCCUUGGUAUAUUAUCUGUUUGACAUCUUCGGUAGAUGAGUGUCUGAAAAGAGAGUGAAAGAUGACAAAGAGAUUUUGUUUUCUCAUCUUCUGUAUUAGGCAUCUCACUCUCCUUUUACGGUGGGUUUUUCUGUUUCAGUUUGUGUCUCAGCAGGAAAUAUUCCAGUUAACUUACGUCACAGAUGUACCUUGUUGAAGAUCACAGCUUGUUUUGCCAGGCACUGCUACAGUUUUCUUAUGUGGAAUUUUUUUUAAAAACAACAAUGCCCUCUCUUUUUGCAAUUUAGUAUAAUAAUGCUGGAACUCUGUACUACUUGAAACUCUGUUUAUGGUCAGUUGCACUGUUUGUCUCCAGCCUAUUGCUCAAUUCCCUUCCAGCUGUAACCCCCGUUGUAUUUUCUGACUGCUAAAACUGGGGCUGGUUUUCUCCUCUGCUGCCCAGUAUCCUUUCAGUCAGUGACACAGUUGCUCACUUGGAGAUUCAGGCAGGCACAGUUCUGUUCAUGACUUGAACAGGUUUUUACUUCUGCAGGAUGAUAAUCUUUCUAUUGAAUGUUGGCAUGUGCGCAUGCUCGAUGCAUUUCUGUUUUAUUCAUAUGUAAAGAUGCUCUGCCAGUAUCACUGUGGAACAUCUUGAUUUUUUCUGGAAGAAUGGCAUAUUUUGCUGAGGUUUACAAAUUAUAUUUAAGUUGCUGUAUAUGUGAUUCUUCCUUAGCUAGCUGAUAAUGUAAAGUUUUAGUCUUUUAACUAACAAAAAGAUUAUUUUUCUUUCAAUGAAAACUAGUGUUGAUGGCACUUUGCCAGGUCAACCUUGGAAAUGUUUUAUCCUUGAGCAGUAUUCAGUCACUUGUAGUCAGGGUAAAGAUACUUUUUUUUUAAUGGACUACAGUAAUAUCUAUAUUAUGAGGCAAUAGUGGUUCAAUAUUGCACUGUCUGUUCUUUCUAAACCCAUAAUUCAUCAUUCUCUAAACGUCUUGCUUACAAUAUGCAUUUCAGACAAAAUACAAUCUAACAAACAAGUGCAAAAAAAGCUUAAAUAUUUACCUUUAGAGGUAAUAAUAACUGUCAUACUCAGUUUAGGUUCUGAUGGAUUUCUGCUGUUGGACAAGCUGUUGUGUUUAAAUGUUGAGCUUCCUUAAAUUACAUGUUACUUACAUCUUGUCACUGUGUUUGAAUCACUUUGAUCUGUAGUUCUACCGAGGAUUUUGUUCUCUACUUUGACCUUUGUGCUGCACUUCAGAGCUCUUUACUUUGUCUAACACUACAGCAAGUGAGUGUAUUUUGAAAUGUUGCCUUUAGUUUUUUGACAGACUUCAUAUGUAUAGUCUCAGGUGCUUCCAAAGUGCUUCUGUAAAUGGCUGGUUCCCCUGAUAGUAAUUAUGCACACUUUGGAUACAACUGGCAAAAUGAACAAAGCCGAGUGGGAUGGAGUUCAAGACACCUGGCAGUGUCACCUUUCUCCCAGUGCCAAGGGGACAUGUGACAGGUUCACCUGCCCCACUGCCAGGAGUGGGGGGGAGCUGUGGCUCUUACUGACUCUGCCUUUUGUCAUUUCCACCUCUGUCACAGUAUGUGUGUCCUGUCUGGGAAAAUCCCUCUGAAGAGUUUCUCAAGAUACUGAAGGUUAAAUAAAGGCACAAAAUCAAUCCUUCUGGAAGGCUUGGGAAGUGAAAUGGAACAUAAUCACCUUACAGUCAUUUUAGGGAUUAUUUUAAUUUUUUCUUGUUGCAUUUUGUUGUAUACUGCUUCAUGCAGGGGACAUGACACUAGAAAGAGCUAUUUGUCUUCUGUUGUAAUUUACCUUCUUUCUGCUAGAGGGGGAAGAACAGAUAGAUGAUACAUUUAGGGGGAUAAUAUGGAAUGUCCUCUAGAAAAUUUCAUACUGGUUUCUGCCACACAUGGUGCCUUAACACACAAAAUAAUUAAAAAACAAACAACAACAACAAAAAAGAAACAAGCAAGCUAAUGAACCAAAAAUGGAGUACUACUUAGGAUAUUUUUUAAAUUAAUGCAUCUUAAUUUUUCAUAGUAAUUAUUAAAGCAAGAGCCAUUUGUUGUAAACAAAUUUCCCAUCUCCCACUGUAAAAAAUGUGGAAUGUCUUUCUCUUUCUUCUGCUAAAACAUCUGGGGCUCCAUGAAAGCAGCCUGUGGAGAAAUUAAAUGAAAUGAUACAUUUCUGUGUUGUCAGAUGUCUGUCAGCUGUUAGUAAGAAGAAUAUGAAAUAAAUCCUUUAGGCUCUAACUGCAUGACUUACCAUAGGAUUAGGGAUAAAUGUGUAUCAAGUCUGUGUUUUAAAUUGACACCUUCUCCCAAAUGGGGAAAAAAAUUGGUGGUAGUAAUGUUAGUGAAGAGGUCUAUAUUAUCUAGAGAUAAAAGUAUGCAUAUUUCUAUCUGUAUAAGUACAUCCAAAAUACACAGGCAUAUAGACAACAUAGAUGCAGCAUAGAUGUAAUCUACCUAUAUGUUGCAUAUGGAUUCUAUAAGGAUGUGAUAAUGCGCGCACAGCAUUUUCUUUCUGUCCAUAAAGACUCACUUUUAUUUUUUAUAUUUAUAAUGCCGUUAUUGUAAUGCAUUUGACUUCUACUUAUUAAAGUAUUUGCAUGUUACUUGGUAAGCUGCUCAAAAAUUAUAGCAGAUGUGGGAGUAUUGUGCUCCUUUUUAUUAAUGGGUAGGACAGUUGGGAAAUAAAAAUCAGUUCUAAGUAGGCAGUUCAUCUUCAGAGAAUCCUAGUUUUUUCAUUGUCUACAUUUGUAAUGGAAAAUAUGGAAAUAAUUUCUCUGACUUCAGCUGAAGAAUAUAUGAAGGGGAUAACAUAAGAAAUCUGUGAUAAUCUUAUGUACACAACUCUCUAACAUGAUAUUUAAUUUUUUCAGUCUAUGGCAAGGUUACGUUUCUUGCAGUUUGCAUAAGGUGCUCCAUUAUAUUGUCUUCCUUAAACCUUGCAAAAGAUCUAAUUCGGUGAAAAAGUUAAAAAAAAAAAAGUCUCUUAAUUAGUUUCUCCUAGUAGUUUAAAACAUGGAAGAAGAAGUGGAGAUUGGGGGAUUGUUUGGUUAAUAGUGUUGUUAUAGAUAUAUUAAAAUUUGUGCACAAAUAAAAUAUAACACUGAAAGAUAUAUACAAAUAUAUAUAUAGGUAAAGGUUAUGUUUCAGGGUUUAACACAGCAGUGGCACUUGGAAUCCUAAAAAUCCUACACAGGAAUUGAGACAUCAGUUUCCUCAUCAGCUUGUAGCUCACACAGAUGUCCACUGAAUAGAAUCUCUAAUUAGCAAGUAAAGAGGAGUUUUCCCUAUAGAAGUUCUGAAUAGAUUUUAAGAACAUCCGAGCCAUCAUGGCCCUUAGCGAUUGGAGAUAAACCGGAGACGAAAAAAUUCCCGUAAACUGUGUUAUGUGUAUUCUGAGUUCCUGUAAGUCUGCUAACAUGUAAAAGGAUUCCCGUAAAGUGUAACUAGCAUGUAAAAGGGGAUUCCUGUAAGCUCCAUUAUACAUGUAUGUGUUCUCGGCUGUGCAAUGCUGCACUAUCAAAGUGAGAGACAGAAGCCAACAGCCAACAAGAGGACUACAUGAAUAUUCCAGGAGACUCCAGAUUCGGCACUGUUUACCCAUCUGAUAGGAUUCUUCUACACCGGAGAAACAUUGGAAAGCUCGUCAAAAGAAGAAAAGGACAAAGGAAAAGUAGCUUCAGGCAAGAAAAAGAGUAUAAAAACGGGACUCAUUGGACAGACUUCGUGAACUCACCAGUUCUGAUGCGCCUGGGGGUCAGCACUGCGUUCACCCAGAGUUGCGACCUGGGCUCGGCUCUGUUCCCUUGAUUCAUUGCUGACAAAAUUUACGAUCCGAUUCGUGAAAUAAAUUAUAUUUUUGUUGCCCAGUAAUUUGGCUCUCGCAAAUUAUUUGAUUUGGCAUAAUUGGGCUAUUUAUCUAUAACAGCGUUAUAGGUAAAAAUUGAGACAGCAAAUUUACUACAAAAAUAAAAACUAGAAUUUAUUUUGCAACCGCUAUACAUUCCCGAUAGCCAACAAUCAAGGGACAGGGCCGAGCCUGGGAUCGGAGCUGAGUGAACGCUGGCCUGACCUCUGUUGCAUUAAGCCCCCACGGUUCACGCAUGCUGUGUGGCAGAGUCCGUUUUUAUACUCUUUUUCUAGCCUGAGGCUAAGUUCAUUGUCUUCUUUCAGUGUCCUCCAUAUUCAUGUUGGUUUCUGUGUCCUGUGCUGCAUAAAACCUUGUCCAGGAAGCGAUGUGUGAUAUCGAAUCGGGCACUCAGAUGUCUGUUCCCGAUGGCUCUGAUUAUCUGCACUGGACAUCUUCAUGGGCCAUCAUCACUGGGUGGCUCCUGGUCAUUCCAGCGAUGAUAGUUGUCUCCAGUGCGGGCUAGGUCCUGUUCAUAUGUUAAUUCCUUUCUCUUCCUCUGCUGCCAGCUGCGAUUUUGCCAUCCUGUGUGGCCCACCACAGACUUUUAUUAUUGUCUUAAUAAACACCAAUAAAAACCUGACUAUGGUGUUUAUUAAGAUUUUUAUAGUUUGGACAUAUUUCAUACACAUACGGUUUUAACCAGCAUGAAUUACUAAAUUACUCAUAACAAUAGGUUGGUUGGUUUGAUGGUGGAUAUUUUUUCAUCUUUUUCAAUGAGUUCUGAUACCAUUUACUGUGCAGAUACACGUUUGUGUCCUAUACAGCAGAGCAGAUCCAAGAAAAUUCUUGGUAGGAAAAUUUGCAAAAUGUACAAUGGGUUUGCUGGUAGGCUUUAGUAAUAGAUCACAUUUUUCACUGUUAUAAAUGUAAUUGCCAAUUAAGCUGAAUCAAUAACUUGUGAGAGUCAAAUUAUUGUAAAAUGACAAAGUAUAAAAUUUAUUUCGCGUUCGAAUUUUCAAUUUAAGCCAGCCACAAAUAAAAAUGGACAGAGUCAAGCCCGGGACAUUGGCUCUUGGGGACACACGUAUGCAGCUCUGAGCCCCUGUCGCAUCAGAGUGGUAGUGGCACAAUAUGGCCAUGUUCAGGUCCAGUUUUUAUACUCUUUCUCACCAGAGGCAAGGAUGUCCUUUGUCCUUUUCAUAAUCAAGGAAUUUCCAAAGCUUCUCUGGUCCAAGGAUAAUACUGUCAGAUGGGUAAACAGUCCAGUCUCUGGCGUCUUGGGAAUAAUUCAUUGGUCUAUUGUCUUCUGUUAGACAAGUCCUUAAAGAUCGCAUUACAAUACACAAACCUGCCCGGGAAGAUAUACAUGUUAAACAGUCUGUUACCGGCAGUCCUUUACAAGUUAGUGGAUUUCCCAGGAACAGACUAUAGGUUCAGCAAAUUAUCAUAAAAUAUGCUAUCUCUCCAGCUAUCUGUGGCCAGGUGUGCCACUGGUGUCUUAUUCCCUGAUUUAGUUAAGAUUCCCAGUUCCUGUGCUGUCUGCUCUUCUUCACAUGUAAAUUUAGCAAGACAAUAGGUGGUAUGUGCAGAACAACUGGUUUCCCAAUCCUGAGAGUUUUUUGUAAAGGUCCCAUCUCUUGGCUCUGGUAACUAGCCUGGGCAUGUUUCCUUUAGCAGUUUUCAUUUGGACAGUGUAGCUAUAAACCUUUAAUAUUCUUAUAACAGCGCUAUGUGCCUAUAACAAAUCCAUAUUUCAGUGCAAUCAUAAUACUAGAUUUAUAAUUAUACUAUAUUCAAUAUAUUUAUAGCAUAAUACUAUUUUAUCUGCCUAUGAAUUUUGACAUAUCUAUAACAUCACUAAGCUUUACAGUACUUUCCAUGUGUAAAUAUAUUUUCUUUAAUGUAUUCUGGCCUAGAUGUUGUGUCUCAGAUGAGAGAAUUAAUUAGAUGGGGAAUUCCAGGGCUGGAUUAUGUCAAGGACAAGUAAAUCAACUUCUCUUCAGUUGAUGCUAAGUUCUUUUUAAGAUUAGUAUAAUUAGUCUGAUUGUACAGGUAUAGAAACUGAUUUGGAAAAGCAGAGUUACUCGCAUGGGUUUGUAGGAGCCUUGUGAAGCACAACUGGGGCUGUGUGAAGGAGGAUGCCGCUGGAACUGCAGCCCGGGUGUCUGUGGGAGCCAAUUAAACAUCUCCCUUGCCAUAGGCCAGACAGCUCCAGAACCUUUGCAGGUCAGCUCUGUGUGUGGCAAUGUCUGCUGCACUUAACAUAAGGCUAUUACUUGAACCACUGUGGAUCCCCACUGUAAGUUCAUGCCCCCUUUACCGUGUUUAGAUGUGCCUGAGAUUUUUCUCUUUCCUCUCGUUCCACUUUCUCAAGACAAGUUUUGAUGUUGUCCUCGACAGCUGGUAACAUUGAAGAAACGAGUGAGGAGAGGGAUUUGAGGCAAGUGUUGUUUUGUGUCCAUUGAAAUGCAAGGGACUCUUAAUGUGUCAGGAUGUAGGAGCUGGAGGAAAAGUGGAGAAAUGUGUGAGCAGAGGUGAAGAACUGUCAUUGCUCUCCACUACUGAAUAGGCAGAGUAGGCUGAUGUCAUUGCCAUCGUAGGAACAAAAAAAACCCCAGAGCGAUGCUGGGCUUGAUUACAUCAGUUCAGAAAAUGGGCUUUGCUUUCCUCUUUGCAACUACCAGCUUUGAUGCAAAUCCUGAGGUAAUGCAAGAACUCUUACUAAAAGUGCAAAACAACCAUGUUGUAAUUUUUUUAGCUUCAGAGAGGAUUCUUUUUUAUUGAAGGAAUGGUGAUUGUGCCACUCAUUUUAGUAAGUAUCUUAUAUAACAGAUGACAUUCAGCUGGACUGGCAGAGACACAUUUUCAUCCUUUGAUGCCAUUUCUAACAGAUUCCCUAGUUGAAAUGGAAAAUUUUGCUUCUUCAUCUUCUUUUAUACAUACACAGGAACUUGAAUAGAGAGGGAUGGAAGUCCUGCAUUAUUUUAAUGCAUUGGAAUAUGCAAAUAUACUUCCUUUUUUGUUGUUGUUGAACUUCCUGUUUAUUCUGCCAAUACAUGUUAGAAUUUGAACGGGUCCUCCUAAGAAUGCUUAUUGAAGCAGGGUUCCCAGCUUGCUGCAGAGGGAGACUUAGGCUCAGUUAGAACACCUAGACUGGCCAAUAUUGAAACAGCUGCCUUUGCAACUUGUUUCAGGAUAAAUAAAUCUCUGCACCCUUACCAAGCUAUUGGCAAAAUGAGAGCUUAAAUGUGUUUUGAUGUAGGUUAUUGAUACACAGACACAGAGAUAUUGUAAUGAACUUAUGCUGGGGUUUAGUAAACAUGUAGUUGUGUUGCAGAACUCUUUGCUGUCUUUGUUAAAUCGUAGCUAUCAGUGUAAAAUUGGUUAUCCUGUACAUCACAUCUGAAUUUCAUACUUUAUACCAGCAUGGUUUGAGAAAUGUUUAGAAUGUGGUUUUCACAGGGACUGAGAAGAUGUGUACUAGGGAAUGUUCUUAAUGAAAGGGAACCAUUAAGGGUGUUGUGAAAAUAAUAUUCAUUUAGCAUAUGAGAAGUAACAGUAACUAUUUUAUUAAGCAUAAUAAAAAAUGUGGAGUAGGAGGAGAGUAAUUUUUGGAGCAAAACUUAAUGUUGUGAGGAAGUGAGUGCAUCCUGGGUCAUUUUGCCAAUGAAACUCUAUAACAAUGUAAACAUAAAACAUCAGCUUGAAACACUUAAUCUAAAAUGUCAGGCAUUUCUCCUUUAAAGCUCUGUCUUGCCUACUUUUGAAAAAGUAGAGUUAAGCAGUUUAAAAUUUUGUUUCUUAUGAUAUAAAAAUAUGUAAGGACUUUCUGUUAAUAUCACACUAAAAUCUUCAGAAAAUUUUGUUGUUUACAAGAGAAAACAACUUUGUGAUGUAUUUCUCUCUCAUAUUAGGAAAAAACCCACAUCUGCCCAUAAAAUUUACAGUUUUCCAAAGGAUAUAGGAAAGUUAUAAAAAAAAAAAAAAAGGAGGAGGGGUGAGAAACAAGCAUUCAAAUUUCCAUGGAAGCUCUGUGUUUAUGUAAAGUACAGCAGCUGGCACUGCAAAUUCCCCUCUCUGGAUGACCUCAGUUCUGAACAAGACAGACUGUUCUGGGUGCAGGUGUGAUUACUGAAUUAUUUGUUCUGUUUUAGUGUCAGUCAGUUACAGAGAAGUAUUAUGGGUAAAAUUUGUAUCCACUGAAUAAAGUGAAUUGGUAGAUUUGGUAUUCCACAGUUCACUAUGUGCCUUCCUGCUACUGGAAAAAUAGUUUAUUUUAUUCUCUUGAAUUACAUUAGUUAAAUAGGACAGACAAGAGGAAGGGACUCCAACAACAACCUCUGAAUACAUAAGGCAGGCAGAAGGCAGGAUUGCACUGAAGAUAGUGCUGGACAUAAAAGACAGUUUUGACAGCUGAAUUAGGAUAUUUUUAAAGAGGUUUGUAUAUGUAGAUGGAAUUGAGAAUUUAAAUUUUCUUCUCCAUGCUUCUUGAGAAAUAGAGCUGUGAGAAAUACCCACUUCUAACCCAUGCAUCCAGUCAUCCUUGGUUUGAAUGUGAACCUGCCAGUAGUUUUCCAACCUACAUCAGAUAAGACUGGUCUUUGCCAGGUGUCUGUACCUAUUUAUGUUCUGUGUGCAUUUUAUCUCUUACUGGUUUAGGCAGUUUUAAAGGAAAAUACUUUUCUUUCAUCAGUGUUUGGUGUAGAGUGCUAGAGAAAAGGACUUAUGUACUGAACCGUGGCUGCUUUUCUCCACUUUUCCACAUGUCUCCAACCAGGCAGGUACUGUCAGAGUGGGGAACCUGGGUUCCUGAACACCUGAUGUGCAGCAAGUCAGUGUUUCAGGGUCUUGGAAGAACCAGCACAGAUCUAGAACCCACAAAAGUGAGUCCUUGUAGAAAGAUGAGUGUAGUUUCCUCCAAAUAAUUAACAAAUCCAGCCUCUGCUUUGAUAGCCAUGUAAGAGAGCUGUUCACUGUAGACUUCAGCAGCCAAGGCAAACUUGCACUUGUAGGAGGUUCUUGCUUUUGUUGCUGAAAGGGCAAUAAAAGGACAUGGCACUUCAGGUGAGUGGUAGUCCUGGAAGGGUUGAGGAGUGAUGGCGAUGGUGUCUUUAUGUAUCCACUGUUCUGAUCCUUCUCUCUUCAAACAUGGUCCUGACAGCACUGGCUUCGCGUAAGGCACAGAGCAUUAGUACAGAAAUAUGUGUGAGAAUUUGGAAACAUUUUUUUAAAAGGAAAGGGGAUUAAGAUUCCUAUCUUAAAACAAGGUACUAAUAAAAAACAAGGUACUCAUAAACACUUAUGUGUUGUGUUUAAUAAGCUUGCAUUAUGCUGUGUGCUUUAAGUAAAAAAUAGAUGGAAAAUGGAAGGAUGUUUGCUGAGACUGAUUGUAAAUACUCAUCUUGUUUCUGAUCCAGUGCAGCUUCUUUAAAUGAUCUGGCUCUAAUUGAAGACAUAUAGGGAAACAGAUCAGAUGUCUCUGAGGAUUAACAAAGGUAUUAGGUGAGUAGUGAAUGAUAAACAGGUCAAAGGAAUGUGUAAUCAGUGCAGUCGCACUAUAGCAUGAUUCUCCUGAGCAUGACAAUUGCCUAUUUUUCUUUUAAACCAUCUGAAGCAGAUAGAUCUUUCUCAUGAAAUUGGUAAUGCUUUCAUGGUAGGACUUGGAAAUGCAUCAACAUUUCUAAUGGUGGGAAGUGGAAGCAGUGGAAGAGGGGUUUGGCAGGGUCAAGGACAGCUCGAGCGCCACCCACUGCUGUUGGUGUUGGGAGUAGUGAGACACUGUGGUGGUAAACAGCUGGGAUUUCUCUGAGUCAUUCAUUCUCCCUUCCCACCUCAUUGCUCUGUCUACCUGCGGGGGUGGCCAGGUGCGUUUCUAGGCAAGGAAAUAAUUAAAAUUGAUGUUACAUCUCACAGUCAUGUUAGGGGGGAGAGGGGACAUGAUUGCACCUUUUUCUUACCUGUUUUGGAGCCUUUGUGCACUCACCUGCGUGUUGCAUGUGACCAUCAGUAAAAAGGGCAGGGGACCAACACAGCUUGUAUCUUCAGUGUCACCUGUCUGUGAUAUGCCAGGCACUAGGCUGCACAUCCCUAUUAAGGUGCAGGAAGGGUCUUUUUCAGAAACAGAACUGUGAAUAUCUUUGUAUUGUGUUCAUCUGCCCAUCUGCUUUCGGGGGGGGGGUGGAUGGUGGUUUUAGGUCGAUAGCAGUUGAUCUGAUUAAAGGUAUAAUGAUUAGGGGUGAUACAACUGGGGACAUGUCAACUUCAGCAGGUAACAUGGCUUGUGCUUGAAUCAAUUCUGCUUCCUGCUGAGAAAAACUGGUGGAAUAAUAGAGUGUCAAGGCUGGGUGUCUUGGAGCUUGAUGAAGGUCACAAGUCAGGAGUUCAUAGUAUGCUCACUGUCCUGCACUAACAACUUGUCUGUUAACACCAGGGUUGGACAUUUUGCUUCAGAAAAGGCACCUCCAUGUAGAAACUUAUGGCAAGGUUGCUACCUCAGCAUGAGGCUACCAUAACCUAGAAUAGUAUUUUGUGUAUGUGUUCUUUUGUUAGAUGGUGUAAGGUAGAGCAGAGAGUCAUCCUGCUUCUUUUAACAAUAAAAUCUGACACACCUGAGCCCAGGGAGGCCAGCUGGAAAAAUAUAUUGACAACCCCUAGUAAGUGAGGUAGCACCAUGUAGCAUUUAAACAAAUUAUAUAUAACUUGAGAUAAAUAAGAGUUGUUUCUUUGUGAUCUUUGAACUUGUUUGCAUGAUUCUCAUUUGUUCUUUCAGGUAAGACAGUGAAGUCUUUAACUGCUCCAGAAGAAGAGGGUCUGGAAAGAAAAUGUCUCUGGCAAAAAAGUAUCAGGCACAUGAUACUGCAGAGAUUCAAAAUCAGAAGUAAAUCAGUUGGACAGUUGCCUCCUGCCUUCCUAAAUAGGCAAACAUAUUAGCAACAGAAGAAGGGGCCUACCUACCUCAUUCCUGGAGAAGGUGGGUUUGCUAGUUUGGAUGCCUGCCUUGUUUGCUUCACCAAAAUGAGUUAGGGCAUGCAGGAGAGAAGGGAGACUUUUGCAAGCAGAACCUAUCAUGGUUUCUCAGGGGACAAAAUUUUGCUUAUUCAUACCUUCUACUGUGGCAAAAAUGGAUUCUUUUCCUCAGCAAAAACCAGCGGCAUAACACCCAUCCAACACCUGCCUCAAGGAACUCUUAUUUAAAGUCUCUUUUUAUUUCCCUGUAGCUGUGGUGCAAGCAAGAGCCAACCAACAUCAUCUGCUACCAAUAGAAAAUCUCCAUGCCAGACCUUACCCUUGGCACGAGAUGGAGACCUUUUAGCCAGCCAGCGAGUCCAACUGCUGCUGCAUGUCUGGCAGCACCUCUGAAUGAUCACAUGACUCUUGAUAUGGAUGCAGUCCUGUCAGACUUUGUUCGGUCUACGGGGGCAGAACCAGGUCUGGCAAGAGACUUACUAGAAGGCAAGAACUGGGACCUGACAGCAGCUUUGAAUGACUAUGAGCAGCUGCGGCAGGUGCACACGGCCAACCUGCCCCAGGUGUUCAACGAGGGCAGGUUUUACAAGCAACAGGAGCCAGAGCAGCCUCCCCAGGUGACCAAGGCUGAGAGGCCCUGCCUGCAAAGGCAGGAUGACAUCGCCCAAGAAAAACGUCUUUCCAGAGGGAUUUCCCAUGCCAGCUCAGCCAUAGUCUCCCUUGCUCGCUCACAUGUAGCAAAUGACUGCAGCAAUGAGCAGUUCCCUUUGGAGAUGCCCAUCUACACAUUCCAGCUGCCAGACCUGAGCGUGUACAGUGAGGACUUCAGGAGCUUCAUCGAGAGGGACUUAAUUGAGCAGGCCACCAUGGUGGCAUUGGAGCAAGCAGGACGCCUCAAUUGGUGGUCCACCGUGUGCACCAGCUGCAAGCGCCUGCUGCCCCUGGCCACAACGGGUGAUGGAAACUGCCUCCUGCAUGCUGCCUCUCUAGGGAUGUGGGGAUUUCACGACCGGGACCUUGUGUUACGGAAAGCCCUCUAUACUAUGAUGAGAAGUGGAGCUGAAAGGGAAGCACUGAAAAGAAGAUGGAGAUGGCAACAGACUCAGCAGAAUAAGGAGUCAGGUUUGGUAUACACGGAGGAGGAGUGGGAGCGCGAGUGGAACGAGCUGCUCAAGCUGGCAUCGAGCGAGCCACGCACACACUUCAGCAAGAAUGGGGGCACUGGUGGGGGGGUGGACAAUGCAGAAGAUCCAGUGUAUGAGAGCUUGGAAGAAUUCCAUGUUUUUGUCUUAGCCCAUAUCUUGAGAAGACCUAUUGUUGUAGUAGCAGACACAAUGUUACGAGACUCAGGGGGAGAAGCAUUUGCACCGAUACCAUUUGGAGGAAUUUAUUUGCCACUUGAAGUUCUGCCAAACAGAUGCCAUUGCUCACCUCUUGUGCUAGCCUAUGAUCAGGCCCAUUUCUCUGCUCUUGUCUCCAUGGAACAAAAAGACCAACAGAGAGAGCAAGCGGUGAUCCCCCUGACUGACUCUGAACACAAGUUACUGCCUUUGCACUUUGCAGUCGAUCCUGGGAAAGACUGGGAGUGGGGAAAAGAUGACAAUGAUAACACCAGACUGGCCAAUUUGAUUCUGUCUCUUGAGGCAAAGCUUAAUCUUCUGCACAGCUACAUGAAUGUAACCUGGAUCCGCAUUCCCUCUGAGACACGGCAGGCCCCUUUGGCUCAACCAGAAUCCCCUACAGCUUCUGCUGGAGAAGACGUGCAGUCUCUGGCUGACUCCAUGGACUCAGACCGAGAUUCCAUCUGUAGUAAUUCCAAUGGCAAUAACGGCAAAAACGGUAAAGAAAAAGAAAAGGACAAACAAAGGAAAGAUAAAGACAAAACCAGGACGGAUUCGGUUGCCAAUAAAAUAGGAAGCCUCAGUAAAACCCUGGGAAUUAAACUGAAAAAAAACAUGGGUGGUCUUGGAGGUCUGGUGCACGGGAAGAUGAGCAGAGCCAAUUCAGGGAAUGGAAAAAAUGGUGACACAGUAGAGAAAGUCAAAGAGAAGAAGUCCAAGUCUCGCAAAGGGAGCAAAGAGGAAUCUGGACAGUCUGCGAGCACGUCUCCAUCUGAAAAGACCACUCCAUCUCCAACUGACAGAGCCAGCAGCUCCCCCACUGAAAAGGUGAACACUAAACCCUUCUCUGACAAGCAAUCUGACCCAUGGAAGUACAGCACAGACGUGAAACUCAGCCUAAAUAUUUUGAGAGCUGCCAUGCAAGGUGAACGAAAGUUUAUUUUUGCUGGCCUUCUUUUGACCAGUCACAGGCAUCAGUUCCACGAGGAGAUGAUUGGCUAUUACCUGACCAGUGCCCAGGAGCGUUUCAAUGCAGAACAGGAACAGAAAAGAAAGGAAGCUGAGAAAAAGGCUGCGCUGAAUGGUUCCUCUAGUAGGAAACUGGAGCCAGAGGCAUUUUCAAAAGAAAAAUUAGAACCAUCUCCUCAGGAUAGGGCAUCACCCAUCUUACCUCAAAGCCAUACAACCCAACUGGUUUUAAAAUUUAAAGACCGCACUAGUCCCACUCCCGGGUCCUUUUCUUCACCCAGCAACGGUGCCAAGAAAAGCGGCCCCAUCCCGGUGUCUGCCCACUAUAGCCAUACCCCCCCCGUUCAAAGGCAAAGUGUCAUCCAUUUGCAUGACAUCAACUCCAAGCCAUCAAGCUUCCAGGAUGAUACCUACAAGCCAGUGGUUGGCACCCUGAAAACCUGUGCCACCUACCCACAGCAGAACAGAUCGCUGUCCUCGCAGAGCUACAGCCCCGCACGGCUGCCCGGGAUGCGCACAGUGAACACAGUGGAGUCACUGAGCUACGCUAGGCCCGCUGAACACAAGUCCCAGACCUACACAAAUGGCUUCAACACUGGGGACAUCAGAGACUGCUUGGAGUAUGCUGACGAGGAUGCUCCUCAGAGCUGGCUGAACAACAACAAAAACCAAGGCAGAAGCACAGUUUGCCCAAUCUAUUCCAUCCAGCAGAACCGCUGUAAGAAGGAGAACUGUUCCUUUUAUGGUCGUCCUGAGACUGAAAAUUACUGUUCCUACUGCUACAAGGAGGAGUUAAAGCGCAGGGAGAGGGACAGCAAGGGACACAGGCAUUGAGGAUUCUUCCAUUACUUAGUUUUACCAUUUUCUUACUUACAAAGUAAACAGUGUUGGAUUGCAGUAAAAGGAAUCCUUAAAGAAUAAAGGAUUGAUGAGUAAAUAGUGUCUAGCUCUUCGCUUUUCUGGGGCAAUGAGGAAAUAAUAGGAAUAAUUGAUCAUAAAAUAAUAUUCCAUUUUGUCAGUGUCUUUUUUACAUGUACUGGUAAGCUGAAGGGUUGUUUACUCCUUUGUCAGUGCUGUGUAUAUGUUUGGUCAAAAAUUUACUAAUGGUGCCUGAAUUUACACUGACAUCACUCAGGUAGUAGAAUGAUAGGAGAACGUCAUACUAGUGAAGAUGUGGUGUUGUAGUAGGGUAGUAUCUGCCUUGCAGACAUUUGAAAUGAUACAGCUAUAGAGUAUUUUUUCCUCAGUAAAGCCUAAAUUUUUCAUAGCCUUUUUUUCCAGGAGGGUAGUGAUUUUGCAUACUGCACAUUUUUACCAUGUCAGCAUAUUGCAUUGCUACUAACGUUUGUAUAUUUCAGUCUGAAAUUGAAUGAUUCUGGAAAAAUGGGAGUGAAAGGUCUGAAUUCAUGAGGGCUAUAGGUUGUCUUAAUUUUCAGUUCUUACCAAUUAUUUCUAAAUUUUCAUUGAAAAAAAAAAGGUAGAUUUGAGCCACUUUUAUUUGCACUGAGUUUUUAAAGAUUUUUUAUAAGAAAAUUCAAUAUGCCUUCAUGUCCCCAAGCCCCCACACAGUAUAGUUCUGCACACCUGAAUUUCAGAAAUAUUUCUGUUGAUGUUAAAAUGCAGAGAAAUACUACAGUAAAAUUAAAAUAUUCUUAAAAAUUACUAGAUAUGGAAAAUUUGAUAACCACCUAGGAAAUUUAGGAUCAUUUUAGACUCCAACUCAUGCCAAAACCAAUGCAAUGCAUCAAUUUAUUGCCUUAGCUAGUGCAUGAACCUAAUCAUUAUUUACUUGUUCCUUCUGAACAUUAUUAAGUGAUAAUUAUUGGAAAUGUAACUACUUGAGCCUUUCUUGAAGACUGUUGGCUCCUCCUUUUCAAGUCUCCUAGAGUGAGUCAUCUCUCCCCCCCCCCCCCCCGGGAGGCUCCCAGAUGGCUGCAAAAUGCCUCCAGCAGGAAUGGCAGCUCCUAGAACAGAUUUGCACGAGCCUGAGAUCCAAAUAUUUACGUACGUGUUUGCAAUACUUCUGAAAAUAAAACUUCGCUCACAGAAGCAUUUCUGCAAAGCAGACACUGCAGAUAUUGUUGAAGUAGAUGGAUGGCAUGAGGAAGUUUUCUGUGAUACAGCUCUGGGUUUGCACCCCUCCACCAUCAGCUGGCAGAACGUAGAACAGGAGCUCUUUGUUGUUACCCUUGUGAACAAUGGCUCAUUUUAAGAGCCAAUUUUGCAUAACAGGUGAAAGUAUUGCCUUCAGGGCUGCUGACUCUGCCACCUCAAGGUGCAGAACAGUUCUGCCUUCCUCAUUAGGGAAUAACACUUUUCUGGCCCACACAGGAAAGAUUCUUUGCCAAAGAGUCUCCAUUUCUGAUUAUUUGCUUGCUGCAGCCCAAUUUUAAUUCUUGUCAAGAGGGGCACCAUUGCAUACAGUUAAUCCUAAUUAACUCUGAAACCAAGCCUAAAGUCCCCUGUGAAACAAGAUGCACAAACUUCUGCUGCUGUGUCCUGGCUUUCAGAAAAAGCAUGUGAGCUUUUCCAAUGUCCCAGAUUGGUAGAACUGAGAACUUACUUAAAAUUGACCCUAUUUUUAGAUUUUCUGCUGAAUGGGAGGCUUCAAAAUAAGUCCCUUGGGUCCCUUGUAUAAAAAGUUAGGGUCUUUGCCAUGUUAGCUGUUCCAAGAAUCCAGACCUGUACUUUGUAUUUCUUGCUGUAUGCUAAGCAUACACUGAAUCUUACUGAACUUGCAUUCCUUCAUGAAAGGGAAAUGUUGGUAUUUGUUAAAGCUCUGUGUGACUUCUGUCCUUAAGGUAAGCACCUUCCAAAUCCCAUGCCUCCUGCUGCAUACACUGGUAAGCAGUGUCCUGUUUUGCUUUGCUGUUGUGAUUAUUACAUUUAAGUUCUAAUUGUCAAAGAAAACUGGGAUUGCAAAUUAUUCUAAAACAAGCCAGACCAUGUUAAAAAAAUUCAAUAUUAUACUUGAUUGUAUUUACUGCUGAGACUGAGAAAACUGGCAGGAUAAAACUUCAAGAAAACCAGAAAUAUUUAAGAAUUCUUAGGGCAUUAGAGUAGCAGUACUGUGUGAUACACUAAGAAUCAUUUCUGUGUAAAGUUGUGCUUAAGAAUUAUUACAUUAGCAGCAAUCCACACCAGCCCAUGUGUUUAAGUGAGUUACAUCCAUUCUGAAUGAGGAAAAAAAGCAGUACAUAUGUAAAAAUAAGCAAUUACCAUGGGAUUUUUCUGUUUCCCAUUUUCAUAGGAUUUGUUUCUAUAGUAUGUUUUUAAGAUCUUCUCAUAAAAGAAAGAGAUGUACAACUGGUCAGCAUUUAGGUAAAUUUGUUCUGAAUAAUUGAAUACAUUGUACUCGUGUGUUAGAUUAUUUUGAAAAGUUAGUUGGUCUUGUCUAUAUAGGAUACCAAACCUGAGUGUUCAUUAUCAUCCUCAGGACACUCAGAUAUUUCCACGAAUAUUUACCUCUACAGGAUUGGUCACUUUAAAAUAUCUGUUGUAUGAAAUACUGACAGAGCGCUUUUUAGUUGUGCCUAUUACCUUAGAAUCUUAUUGUUGGGAUAUCUUUGAAUAAUUUUCUAAUUGCUGUUUUCUUUUAGAAUUCUCUUCAAACAUUCUUUCUAUUUCUGGGCUGUUUGUGGCAGCUGUGCCAUAGCUGUCAUUAAACAGACCAAACAUGUGGAAACUGUGCCCCCCUCCUGAAGAAGUGUUCCAUUAAAAGAAGACUUGUAACUAUAGAAGCAAAUUUUCUACCUAUUUUUUUAGAGAGAAUUCCCAACUGUUCGUGAGUUGCAUUCACCAGCAUUGAAAGACAUUGUGCCAUUCCUUAUCUACAUGCUAGAGGUAAUUACCUUCAGAUGUAUUUUUCUGUUGUACUGUAUGCUAACCUUUCAGUGCUCUUUUGGGUUAUUUUUCCUGACAAUUGGAAGUGUUUGCAGUCCGCAGGCCAGCCAGCUCUGUACCUGAUCUGCUCUCCCUACACCCUCCAGAGCUGUAGAGUUCCCACAUAGUCCCAGAUGUGGAGAAAUCAGUUUUGCUUUGGAGGAACCCUACUCAUUCCUUCUGUUAGCUCGAGUGGCUGCAAUGCAUACACGUAUUUUUGCAUUUAUAUAUGCUUUUUUCCCCUCUCUCUUCUUGAUAGUGAUUCAGCAUUUGUCACUGUAGUCCAGAUUUCAGAAGUACAAAGUAAAUACUGGGUAAGCUGCACCUUCCCAGACGGAUCACCAGGAGAUACUUAGGUUGGAGAAAGCUGGAAUUCUUUUAAAGUGUGAAUGUGCAAUUUUUUCUAAUUUGAAAAAGGCUAUUAUGGAAACCAAACCUAUUAUGGAAUUUUUUUUUUACUUUUUUCUAAACUCUGAUGCAAAGGUCUGUUUGUAACAGAGGAUACCUGUGAUACAUAAUGGGUUUCAGUCAUGCUUUAUAUUAAAGUUUCAUUUAAAAUUAUUUAUACAGAGUUAAUAAACCACUGUUAGAGUUUACUAAUAUAUUUUCAAAAGUGGGUAUCAGUUGUAGCAUAUGGCUAACAAGCAGCUCAUUCAGAAGCAGGUUUUGUAGAUCAUCAAAAGUAACUUCAGAUUUUGGAUUUUAAAACAAUUGGUGAACCUUUUGUUCUAUAAAUACAAUGGCAAUAUUGUCCCAGCUUUCUUUAGCAAUUAGUUGCUUCUUCCUAAAUCAAAGGUGACAUGAGGAGCGUCAGUAAAAGAAAGGUGCUGUACUUGAAAACUUUGUGUUGCUUGUAUCCUAAGAAGUCUAAGCAGGCCAAAUGGAGUGUUCAGGGUGUUUGUGGGGCUGGGAGCUGAGGUGUGAGCAGUGGAGCGUGGCCCAGAGGGCACUGAGGAUGCUGCCCAGGACCUGUCACAGCCGGCUGAAGGGCCCAGAGGGCCGCCCCUCGCACGGGAGCAUCUGCUCGGGUGGUGAAUGUGUAGGUAUCAAAACAUGCACAGCACAGAGCUGACAAACACUGCCCUCCACCUCCCCACUCUGACACAGCUACUUUGGUGCUCAUCUUCACCAAUGGGACUGGUCUCCCUGACAGCACGGAGACUGCUUGUCUUCAGAAACUCUCAGCAAGUGUUACAGAAGAAAUAUUUUUGAUGGAGGCCUGAGCAGUGCCUGUUCCCCACAGGCUGUCUACCUUAUUCUUCCAAGGAGACAGUGGAUGAGAAUUCUGCCUGAGGAGUAGAGAGAAGCCUUAGGUCUCUUUGGGCUACCUUUGCUGCCCUCUGCAUUGUGGGGACAGAAUCCCAUUAGCAGUGGGGGCCUUAGACCAGGUGCUUCAUUGACAGGUAAAACAUUGCAAUCUGGCUAGUAAGGGAGUAAAGUCUUCAUAGCACUGUGAGUGUUUUGCACAGGUGAAAAACCCACAUGUUCAUAGAAACCACAAUGAUCUCAGAUAAACAUAGGUCCAGAGAAGCAAAAUAGCUGAUGCUGAUUGUAGAUGGCUUUUUAGCUUAGUGUAUUUUAAGUCUCUGUCAGUGUAUUUGAAGAAUAUUCAUUUUAAGGAAUGGCAGCUUAUGUGGAGGAUCACCAAACUAUAGCAUAGAAAUGAAAUUAUUUCAGUAACAGACACUAAUAUCUAUUUUAAUUUGCACAUGGAUUUCCAGUGUAUAUGACUAAAAUAUUACAUUGUUAAAAAUGAGAGGAAAACAACACAAAGGUGUUUGUAAGUAGGUUCUAUUUCUAGACUUAAGGCUGUAUUAUGUUGGAAUUUUACAAGCCAAGUUUAAAUUGUAAUAUAGAAAUUAUUUUUAUAUUAUUUUCAAAAUAUGCUACAGAGCAAUAUUUUGCGCCUUUAUUAUAAACAGGGUCAUCAUUUUAGUAGGUUACUUUCAGAAAUGCUGGUAGAAAUUAACCAUGAAAAGAAAGCUUUGUAAAUGUACUUGUUGUUUCUAACUGCUCUGUCUGUUGUGCACAUCUGUAUCUAAUAUGAGCUGAAUAUACAAUUUUUUUUUAAUUGAAAAGCUUUAAAUUUUUCUUUAUAUAUUUUGGUACAACACUGUUCCUCUCUAUUUAAUUCUCUUCCAGUCCUAAACAAUAGCCACUUUUAUAAGCAGCUUCUGAAUAAACAUGAAUUUUCCAGAAAAUUUCAUUACCAAACGAAACAUUUCUGCACAUAUAUUGAUUGACUUGGAACAUUCACAAUACACCCUGAACCCAUUGGAGUAUGAUUCAUUUGUUAGUUUUUUUUUUUUUUAAAGAUAAUCAGCUAUUUAUUAUUCCUUCAGUAUGAAAAUCAAGAAUGAAUGCAACCAUUUAGCAUCUAGAGUAAGAAAAUCACUCUAGAUCAUGGAAAUGCCAUCCCUAAUUGGCAGAUACAUCCUCCUAAUAUGUAUCAAGUAUGCAUUAGCUUCUUGCAGAUUGAAGUGUUCAGAUUUUAUUUCUUCAUAGUUCUUUGUAUUGUACAUACCAAUUACUGAUGAACUGUGCAAAGAAAAAGACUUCACAAACUAAUGCAUAUGUUAAAUUAGAAGUCUGUGUCGUUUUUAAAAUCCCCUAACUUUUGUGGUUUAGUUUGUUGGGAUUUGUUUGUUUAAGAAUUACUAUUAAGGUAUUUACUGCAACCAAAAUUUUCAAACCUGGAUACCUAAUGAUUGUGCAUCUGGGUUUCUCUUGAUCAACAGACUGGUUUAAAGGUGUACUGAGCAUCAGUUUGUGUGGGAAGAAAAGCUCCCUCUUGGUUUCAGAAAAUCAAUUGAGUGUUACUCCAACACAUAUUCAGGUCUCUUCUUUAUUAACACUCUACGCUUCUUUUCAGUCAGUGGAAUUUACAUUUUAUCUUUAGCACUCUUCCAUGUGGGAACAAAUAAUUGGGCUUAUUCAUAAAGUGAAUGUUUGAGUAUGGAGAGACUUGCCUUGUACCAAAACACCACAUAAUUGUUUAACUGUUGCAUUCGUAAUGGAGCUCUUGUAUUCCAUUGCAGGGGUGGGGAAAUAAGACCUUAUUUUUUACCUUGGCUAUUGUGAUCCUGUUAUUUGUCUGGUUGGAUUAUUGCUCUGAAGUGAAUAUGCUGUUCUGAUUGCUGUUUUCUGAUGGUUUAUCUCCUGUUACCUGAAUGCCUAUACUGUACCAAGAGAAUUGAAAUGGCUGAUGCACAUUUGCACUGUGGAACAGGCCAUGUGGGUUAAAGCCACCGUGUUCCAAACAGCCUUAAAAUUAUGACUCUCUAGGGACUGAGAGUCACUUAACUGGAUGCAGCCUCUGUCCUACUUCCUCAUUUAACCAUGACUGUAAAACUUUCAAGCCUGCUGUAGUCUGUGUGUCUCCAGACAUAGUCAUCUGAAUACCCUGUUAUCUUAACAGAAAAUUUUCUCUAAAAAAUUGUGCUUCUUUGAUGAGUGUUAAUGUGUCAGGAAACCUUAGUCAAAAGAGGAGAUGGAGUAAAACCAGGGAAAUUAUCGUAUCAAAUUCUAGUGGCAGAAUCAUCUGAGAUUGCAAAAAUAUGAUCCAAUGUUGUAACUAAACAGUGCCUAACUCUUAUGUGCAUUCUGUAUUUAAUUUCCAUUUUGCCCCUUUCAAACACCAUUUCUUUAGAAAAAGAAGGAUGGGGAAGUUAAGAGACUAAGCUUGUAUGUUAAUGAUCCAGUUCUUCCUUUUUUCACAUGAGGAAUCUAUAUAAACAUGAAAUGAUUUACACUUCAGUUGCACUUCCCCUGCUGAGAGGUAAAAGCCAGCUUUAUAGGUAAAUUCCAUGUAAUUGCUUUGCCAUUGAGUAAAAUGGAACCUUUGCCUGAGGAAGGCUGAUAGCAUGUCAGCAGCCUGAGAACCAUGGCUGCUGUAGCUGAAACAGCAGGUUUUGAUCAUUCUUGCCUUUAACACAGGUGCAGUUCACUCUGGCCCAUGGUGUCUGAACAGUAUCUUUGUAGUAAAGAUGAAGUGGAACACUGCCUUGCUGCCAUUUGCUUCCAGGUUUGAGUAACAAAAAGCCUCUUCCCCAUGCUUUGGUUAAAAUAUGCAGGAGAUGCAGCAGCAGAAUGUGGCAUCUCAGGCUCAGAGAACGCCCCACAUCUCCUUUAAAUGGGCUUUGCAAUCAGGUAUGAAUUGAAACAUAGCCAUGUGGGCGUCACAGAAGCGCUCUCAUCUCUCAAUUUUGAAAUUUUGUGCACUUUUAAUACUAACAAAAAUGAAGCAAUGGUUUUAUUGUUUAUUUGCUCAAGAUUCUGAGUACUGUAAAUACAGUCUUUGUACAAUGCACAGUGUGUGUACAGUACAGAAAUGUUUUUCCCCUCAGAGCUGCCAGAGAGCUUUGCAUGCACAUGGUGCCCAACUCUGCCCACUCACAAUAACCAAGGGGAACAAACAGGAUUUAGGCCUAGACUAAAUAAUGGAUGAAAUUAGCCACGUAGACCUAAACAGCUGUGAGUUCCCAACCAUGGUGUUCUAGGCCAGCUUUGACAGCUUUGUACAAAACUCCAUCCCAAUGACUGAGAUUAGGUUUGUGCUCUUUCCUGGAGAGGAGCAAUUACUUCUGUGUCUUUUCCAAGCCCAUUGCUCUUAGUCUCUAACUCCUGGGUUUGUAAUGUGCCAGGCUUAGCAUGAUUGAGCUAGGAAGCAGUUUUUAAAAUCUCCAUAGAGCUCUUGUUUUCUUUUUGGAAUCCAUCUUUUUACUUGGCAUUCAGUUUUAAGACAUAAAAUAUUGUUAUGAACUUUUCAUAAUGCCUUGAAUUUGUCUCUUGUGGGGCUGAAAGACUUUGUUCUCCUUGGGAGGCCUAGUUCUUCCUCACUGGUUCUUGUGACUAACACUUUUGUAUGGAAAAAGUUGAAUGAACCAUUGAAAGUAUCUCUGCUGUUUACAUGUACUUCUGCCAUUUGGUACACUUUGUGUAGUUAAAACCCAAUGCCUCUCAGACAAAGCUUGAAGGACAGUUUGAAGUAUUAGAUACAAAAGGUAUAUGUAGUUAAUUCAUCAGAACUCUAUUGUUGCUAUCGUAUAAUAUAUCACCCCCCGCAAUUGUUUAUACAUCUUUUUUCCUAUUGCUAACUUUUUUUUUAAUCUUCUACUUUCUUAGACAAAUUCUAAAGCUCUUUGUCCUUAAAGCCUGUGAUAGAUUUUCCAAUAAAGAAGAUUUGGCUUUUGCAGUUCAGGUUGCAUAUAGAGUGGCUUGUGUCCCAAACAAGAAUUAAAGUAACAGAUGUUGCACCCUUGGCUUAAAGAAGCAUAUUUACUCAUUAACUGAGAGUCUCUGUUCAAUUAUAACCAAAGCUAAUUAUAUAAAGUUUAAAGUGUCAGGACUGGUAAUGUGACUCCAUCUAAUAACCUGGCCUACUCAGCAUUUUUAACCCAUAGAAAUGUGCAAUAAAUGUAUUUGUAAUUGAAGUCUAUUUCAAAGAAAGUAGCUGGCUCUAACUGGGGCAUAAGAAAAUGUUAAUAAAGAAUAAAGUAAGUCUCAUUGACUUUGGUUGGCUGAAAAUUCAACUUCUUCUUAGUCUUAGCACUCUUCUCAUUUUUCAGAGUCUGAGUUUCUUGUUGCCUUCUAUAAGUUUAUACUCUUUUAGCAAAUAUUGACUUAAAUUUCUGUAAUUUCUAUGGCAUAGUUUAUUGAAAGCCUAUUUAUAGCUAAAAUCGCUCUUCAGAUUUUUUGUUUGAUCAUUUUCAUGCAAAAAUGAAUGAAUUUAUCUUUUCCCAUUUCCCCUCCAUAUUUAUAAUUUCAACACACACACUUGGUUGCAGUCACCUUUCUCUGCAAAAGAAAACAGUUGAUCAUUUUUAAGCUGACUGCCAUAUUGUUUGAAUCCACUGUCCCAAAGAAACAGGAGCAUUAAUUAACAUUCAAGAAUAAGAAAUAUUUCUUGUUGUGAAAAAUGUGAGUUCUUGAGAACCUUUUCUACAUGCAGUUUUCAUUCAAGUUAAAUGUCAUUUUUAAUCUGAUCCAUACUUUGACAAAGAUGAUGUGUAAGAGCUGUUUUUAGCAGUUGGAUUGUUACUUUGUAAAGUAUUAAAGCACUAAACCAAUUUUUGCAAUAGGUAGUAAAACUUGCUUUUGUUUUGAAAAACUUCCAGUUAUAACUGUUGCACUUUUUAUAGCAGAACUGUAUUUAAUUUCUUUCUUUUAUGAAAGAUUACUCAAAGUAACUGAUAGCUCUGUAAUCUGUGUGAAUUGGCUUCUCCAUUAUUUGAAUCUGAGAGAAGCUACAAUGACUAUUCAAUAAAAUUAACUUAUUUCUAAAGUA